Messenger RNA from Lampris incognitus (smalleye Pacific opah), 522 nucleotides. RefSeq names its product protein phosphatase 1 regulatory subunit 1B-like. Gene Ontology annotation, molecular function: protein phosphatase inhibitor activity. Lineage: Eukaryota; Metazoa; Chordata; Actinopteri; Lampriformes; Lampridae. The record is from RefSeq and is a predicted model, not a curated record. Gene Ontology annotation, biological process: intracellular signal transduction. The transcript has 5 exons. Gene Ontology annotation, cellular component: cytoplasm. The coding region runs from base 1 to 522 and encodes 173 amino acids.
AUGGACCCGCUGCUGCCCGCCGACGCCGAGGCGAUGGAGAGAGAGGCUGCCAAGGAGAGGAGGAGGAGGAUCCAGUUCUCCGUCCCUUCCGCCAUACCCACCCUGCUGGACCCGCGACAGGUGGAGAUGAUUCGAAGGCGGAGGCCGACACCAGCGACGCUCUUCAGAUUGACAGACCCACCUUCUCCUGAGGAAGACACAGGUGCUCACCAGUGGGUUCGGGGAGAAAAUGCACCCUUGAAGGCCAAACUAGUUAACACAGCAGUUUACCAGCCACCUUCCCUCAAAGCUGUCCAGAGGAUGGCCCAGGCCCAUCUGCAGUCAAUGGACUUGGGCUCCUGUGGCUCCAUGGAGAAAGAAGAGCUCUCCUCUGGUGAGGAAGAGGAUGAGGUUGUGGAAGAGAACCACAAAACAGCCACAGCUACAAGGUCAAAGCUCAACUCAACAGGAAGCGCUGUCCUAAGCUGUCACGCUGGGGACGAAGGAAAGGCUGAAGAGAGUGAGGAAGGGAAGGAGGAAUGA